AUGGUUGUACCGUCGCUUUUGAGCCAUGUAGAGGAGAUCAAUGACCCUAUGGAGAUUGAUUCCAUCAUUGAUUCUAUCAAUAAAGAUCGGUCUGAAAAUAAAUGGGCUUCGUCUCGUUCCCCAUCACUAUCACAAGUCUUACCCAAAUUAGAUUCAAUAUCGUUUGCUUCUCCCAAAGUACAAGAGAUCCUACGACCUCAAGAAGUACUUUCCACGCGGUUUCCUAACAUCGUAAUACUACUUCCUUGGGUGGUGCUUCAAGAGCUGGACGGUUUGAAAUCAGAAACUUCAGCAGCUUGUGGGUACUUGGCCAGACAAGCUCACGAUUUUCUGCUGCAAUGCUUUCGAGCCAGCCUUCCUAACCUACGUGGUCAAAAAAUUCACGAAAGAUGCUCUCCAAAUGAGUCGGGAGAUAAUGCAGUAUUAGAUUGCUGUCUGUAUUUUCAAGAUGAAAAACUCAUCCCUGUCAAUCUUUUGUCGGAUGAUAAAAACCUAUGCAUUAAAGCUGCCGUUCAUCAUGUUUCAUCACAAAAUUACUCCAAAUCCAUAAAUGCGAUAUCUCUAAUCUGUAAUGCUUUCCCCACCAUAGAUGCGUCGGUUCCAUCCGCCAUGUUGGAGCAUCCAACUAUGGAAAUCGACGCUUCUCUCGCCGCUUCAACGCAGCAAAAAAGUCUUUCGUUUACUGAAAACAUUCAACCAAGCUUAGCUAUUGACAUGCCCAUGGAUGCAUCUCGCGACAGGUCCACUUGGGGGUCUCGGUAUGCGCACUUUCCGGCUGAACAAAACCAAAGUACACGACCAACAUCCCCUUCUCAAUACGUUCCAUAUACUUAUACAUUGCUGACAAAGGAACAAAUUUUACAAGCCGCUCAUCCCCGAGCUACUAAAUUAAUUGACCAAAUUACAAAACUUCUAGUGGAAGAAACAGCGUUUUUAUUGACAAGGAUUUUGACCAAACUAUGGGACGAUUAUCGUCUGGCUAUGAAAAAGUUACUAGCUUCUCCCAGUUUCCCACCAGAAAAUAUUCAUGACGUCGUAAAUGAACUCUAUAUCCACUGGUACACUUGCUUCGACGGGUACCUGCCAUCAAGUGAGCGAAAAUUCCUAAAAGCGAAAGCAACCAUGUGGGACGAGUGGUUCAUGUGGGCAGAAACUGGUUUGGGGAAAGGACCUAGAUGUCAAGAAGAGUUGACUGAAGCCAUUUUUUACUGGACAAAUAUCUGGUCGAUCCUGAGUCGCAAGGAAAUCUUGGAAGAUAAAGCUUCCGAAUAUGUUGUUUUUAGAGAAGAAAAUAUAGAAAAAUGGAUUCAACGAUCUAUGCGACCCGCAAUUUUAUCGUGA
Molecule: messenger RNA, 1341 nt
Organism: Schizosaccharomyces cryophilus OY26
Lineage: Eukaryota; Fungi; Ascomycota; Schizosaccharomycetes; Schizosaccharomycetales; Schizosaccharomycetaceae
Product: RNA endoribonuclease
Exons: 2
Coding region: 1-1341 (446 amino acids)
Cellular component (GO): nucleus
Source: RefSeq, a predicted model, not a curated record